This is a messenger RNA of Spirometra erinaceieuropaei, 3067 nucleotides long. NCBI's taxonomy places the organism in Eukaryota, Metazoa, Platyhelminthes, Cestoda, Diphyllobothriidea, Diphyllobothriidae. The record is from the annotation of a GenBank genome assembly.
AUGCGCAUCCACGAGAGCGGAAUUGACCACAAUUCCGAUACAGCCACGACAUCCAACACAUCCACCAAGCACAGACCCAUCCACGCUCCACCGUCACACGCGCCGACCACCACCACCACCGCCGCCGCCACCACCAACACCACUGCUUCCUCUACAGCUGACACCGAAGCCGCCAACCUCUCAUGCCCACAGUGUCCACGCACCUUCACCUCACACAUCGGCCUGGUCGGUCACUUGCAAAUCCAUCGCACAGAGACUGGCGAACCAGUGCCUGGAGCACCAACCUACACCCACCGCACUCGCCUCCACUGCCCACACUGCCCUCGCACCUUCACGCAUCGCAUGGGUCUAUUCGGCCACAUGCGCAUCCACCACGACCUGCGGUAGACAACCGCUGGUCACACCACACAUUCCCUCACUCCCUACCUCCUAACACCAUCACCCCACCAGACAUCAACCCCCACACACCUCAUGCACUCAACUGCCGCCUCCCACGCAAGUGGGAAGUGUGCAUCUCCACUCGGUCCCCAUGCGGCUUCGGCUACACGGGUGACUUGUGUCUGAGACUAUCCCGACACGUCAAGCGUCGUGGAUAGGAAGGUUGCUGAUUAAGGCCUGCUCUCGGUUCACGCAGUUCGUCACGUAGUGUGUGUUGUGUGCAGUGGCGGACUGGUGGGCUGGGGAUGGGCUGAAGCAGCACCUUCCACGGCCCUCUCACGCAAGUGAGAGUCACGCCGUUCUACCCCCGUUGUGUGAAAUCCUGGUUUGUGUGUGUGUAUGGGGGGCCAGGUCGUGCUGUGGCGUGAGCAGGCAUGGUCAGUCGACCUGUCAGCCACCACGCCCAUUCCCUUCUCCAGUCUACUGACCGGCUCGGACAGUGGCUGGGGUGUGGGAAUGGGAAGGGAGAGUGAGGUCGACGACUCAGCGCACUUUCUCCUCACUAUAAACAAUCUGACGCGAUUGAAGCUAUCACGGUGCUCUAAAAGCCGUGGCUUGGAAGGUUGCCAACUGACGGGGUACCUUGGACCUCCUCUUUCACUGGAGGCGGCCUGAGAGUCAGGCUGCAAUGGCUCCUUUUUAAUGUGGCCUUUAUGGCACUCUCACCACAGUGUGGGAUCCGAGCCAGGCGUUAGCGGCACGCCCAGGUGCGGCUUCGGCCGUGCCAGCCUCCAAAUCUCUGUUGUGUUGGUUGAAAUCCUGGUUAUUGUUGUGUGGACCAGGGGGUGCGGAGUGGAGGGCCAAGGCGAGGAUCCGUCCGAGCCAUCCACCUGCGGCCUCCCUCGUCUCCGGUCUUCUUGACUCUGUCUUGACACCGGGCCCAGGCGGGGGAGGAGGAGAGAGUGUAGGUAGAUGCUACGCAAGUCUACUGGCACUAUAAACCCCUGCGUAAGUCACCGUCCCUGCUCCCACCGCUGCUGCAGCUGUGGGGCACACGGUGGACAUCGUCGAAAUCGACGGUAGAACUGUCGUAUGUGCUGCCCUCCAAACGGGCCACGUGUUAUAUGCGCUAGACCAACACGGGGGCCACAUCGGACUCUGGCAGGCGUUAUCUGUGCGCAAUAGCAAAUGCCAACAUAUGCGGGGUGCGCUGGCGGACCCUGUUGUCGGCAUUCGCCGCACAACUGUACCACUGUCACCACCGUAUUGUUUUGUGGUCAAAAUCCUUUUCAUUUGUGUGUGGACCAGGGGGUGCGGAGUGGAGGGCCAAGGCGAGGAUCCGUCCGAGCCAUCCACCUGCGGCCUCCCUCGUCUCCGGUCUUCUUGACUCUGUCUUGACACCGGGCCCAGGCGGGGGAGGAGGAGAGAGUGUAGGUAGAUGCUAUGCAAGUCUACUGGCACUAUAAACCCCUGCGUAAGUCACUGACCUGCUCCCACAAUGCAUUCUGCGGAGCACACGGUGGACAUCGUCGAAAUCGAUGGUCGAACUGUCGUGUGUGUAUGUGUGUGCGUGCGUGCAUGUGUGUGUGUGUGUGUGUGUGUGGUGGGGUGGGUGUAGGGGUGUCAGCGGUGGGUACACGCGAUGGUCGUAGUGGUCGCUCACUUGCUUGCAGGUGAGACUACGCCUAGCGUCAACUUUCUGACACCCAACUCUCACCUGUGGCUCCAAGUAGCUGUGCUCUGCUCAGCGGCCACACCCCGGGCAACCGUCUCGACCGGCGGGCUAAACCAGGUUAGGGGGCCCUGCGCGUUGUGCCGCGCGCAUAGGGUUUCGCAGAUUCCGCUGGAUGGAAGGUCGGAUGGAACCUUGCGUCGGCACCGUCGCGACGAGGUUCGUCUCUGCACGCCUCUGGACAGCCGGUGAGGGGAUGGAUCUCCACAUCGACAUUGCUCUGACGCGCCCACCUACGCCGUCGGAGACCGCGACUUACGGCGAAUUCGAGUCGCUCUCCACUACAGCAAGAAGUCUUGGCCCCAUAGUGGGAUUAGGUCGCGCCAACCAGGCACAUGGGCAGCCCGAUUCGUAGACGGCACUGCCUGCCCCCACGAGGGGAAGGGCCUAGAAAAGGUGGCCUAAACAUUGCUGGGCAACACGCCGUCUCCAGGCUAGCCAGGGUCAGAGAUGUCUAAACAUAAUCGAAAUAAUCAAAAUCGAAACAACAGCAAUACCAAUAACAAUAACAACAACAACAAUACUCGCUCACCUCAUCAUCCUACCUCCUCUAAAUCAUUCUCUCCCUAUUCUUCUGCCUGUUCUUCUCCGUCAUCUCCUUCUCCACCUCCUUCCCGUCGCCCCACUCGUUGUCGCCAGACUGGCAGGAUGAGCCCGCAAACUCUGGCAGCCUGGAAUGUUCGUUCCCUUUUAGACAAUUCGAGGUGCAACCGACCGGAAAGGAGGACAGCGUUAGUGGCACGAGAACUGGCGCGCUACAAGGUGGACAUCGCCGCACUCAGCGAGACCCGAUUCUCCGAACAAGGCCAACUGGAGGAGGUGGGUGCCGGCUACACCUUCUUCUGGAUUGGUCGCCCCAAGACAGAGCGACGAGACGCGGGUGUCGCCUUCGCCAUCCGGACCGACAUCGUAGGACGACUGCCCUGUCUACCGCAGGGAAUCAACGAUCCCAGAUGA